UCCUCCUUUUUCCCUGCUGCUCCCGCGCGCGGCUGCCUCUUCUCCCCCGGGAUCCUCCCCCGAAAGAGCGAGUCCGGGCACCUGACGUCAGGGCUCGGCUUCCGUCGUCUUGACGUGUCCGCAGCCUGCCUCCCUCCCCCUCCCUCCCUCCUUCCUGGCUUCCUCCCUUGGCUGUGGGGCGGGCGGGGGUCCGGGCAGCAUGAGGAGCCCCGCCAGAGACCGAGCAGCGCGCCACGCGGGAAGAGGCAGGCAAUUGGGGUCCCCGGGCUUAUGCCUAUGGCACUGAUCGCGUAGCAACCAAAGGAGAAGGAACCCGAAGACCACCCCCCCCCCAGAAGAGGACCGCAUCUUGAUUGAUUGAUUGAUUGAUUGAUUGAUUGAUCAGUCUUGUGGUUUCUCCUCUUUCCGGGUGGUGCCAUGGCAAGGCUGGGCUGGGCUGGGCAUCCUCUCUGUGUGGCGCUGGCUCUGCUUUGGGCAGCGGCCAGCCCGAGCCAGGCGGGGAGGCAGUUUGUUAACGAGUGGGCAGCUGAAAUCCCCGGCGGGCCCGAGGCGGCUCAAGCCAUCGCCCGGGAACUGGAGUACGAACUCCUCGGACAGAUUGGAUCACUUGAAAAUCAUUAUCUGUUCAGACAUCAAAGCCAUAGAAGAAGAUCUCGAAGAAGCGCUAUUCUCCUCACAAAAAGGCUGUCGGAUGACCAUCGAGUUUCUUGGGCAGAACAGCAGUAUGGAAAAAAACGAAGUAAACGUUCAGUAUUCAAAGGCUCAGCAGAAAAUCUUUUCAAUGACCCGAUGUGGAAUCAACAAUGGUAUCUGCAAGACACAAGAAUGACUCAAUCUCUGCCCAAAUUGGAUCUCCAUGUUCUUCCAGUGUGGCAAAAGGGGAUUACUGGCAAAGGGGUUGUCAUAACAGUGCUUGAUGAUGGUUUGGAGUGGAAUCACACAGAUAUUUAUUCUAACUAUGAUCCAGAGGCAAGUUAUGAUUUCAAUGACAAUGAUGAGGAUCCCUUUCCUAGAUAUGAUCCAACAAAUGAAAACAAGCAUGGGACACGGUGUGCAGGAGAGAUUGCCAUGCAAGCAAACAACUUAAAAUGUGGAGUUGGAGUGGCAUACAAUUCCAAAGUUGGAGGCAUAAGAAUGCUGGACGGAAUAGUCACUGACGCCAUAGAAGCCAGUUCAAUCGGUUUCAGCCCAGAUCACGUGGACAUUUAUAGUGCCAGCUGGGGUCCAAAUGAUGACGGGAAAACUGUCGAAGGGCCAGGUAGAUUGGCACAGAAGGCUUUUGAAUAUGGAAUUAAAAAGGGGCGAAAAGGGAAAGGCUCUAUUUUUGUCUGGGCUUCUGGGAAUGGUGGCCGACAAGGAGAUAACUGUGACUGUGAUGGCUAUACAGAUAGCAUCUACACCAUCUCCAUCAGCAGUGCUUCGCAGCAAGGCCUUUCUCCAUGGUACGCAGAGAAGUGUUCUUCAACACUGGCCACAGCAUACAGCAGUGGGGAUUAUACUGACCAGAAAAUUAUAAGCGCUGACCUUCAUAAUGAAUGCACCUUCACUCACACUGGGACCUCAGCUUCUGCACCUUUAGCUGCCGGGAUUUUUGCCCUUGCUCUUGAAGCCAAUCCUAAUCUAACCUGGAGGGAUAUGCAGCAUUUGGUAGUCUGGACAUCUGAAUUCGAUCCAUUGGCCAACAAUCCAGGAUGGAAGAAGAAUGGGGCUGGGCUGAUGGUGAACAGCAGAUUUGGAUUUGGAUUACUCAAUGCUAAAGCAUUGGUAGAUUUGGCAGAUCCUAAAAGCUGGAAAGGCAUCCCAGAAAAGAAAGAGUGCAUUGUGAGGGACAGCAGCUUUGAGCCAAGGUUGCUAAAAGCUAGUGGUGAAGUUGCCAUUGAAAUUCCCACAACAGCUUGCGAAGGUCAAGAAAAUGCCAUUAAAUCUCUGGAACAUGUACAGUUUGAAGCCACAAUUGAAUAUUCCCGUAGAGGUGAUCUUCAUGUGACCCUAACUUCUCCAUCAGGCACCAACACAGUCCUACUGGCUGAAAGGCAAAGGGACAAGUCACCUAAUGGUUUUAAAGACUGGGAUUUUAUGUCAGUUCACACCUGGGGAGAGGAUCCGACAGGAACAUGGACUUUAAAAAUUGUUGAUUUGUCCAGAAGAAUGCAAAAUGAAGGACGAAUUGUGAACUGGAAAUUGAUUUUGCAUGGCACGUCCACCCGGCCUGAGCACAUGAAGAAACCCCGAAUUUAUACAUCAUACAACACUGUCCAAAAUGAUAGGAGAGGAGUGGAAAAGAUGACGGACUUUGUAGAGGAACACACUACACAGGAGAACUUGAAGGAAAAAACCAAGGAGGCAGAAAUUACCAGCAGCAAUGGGAAAACAAAGGAGAACCCCUUUUCAGAUGCAGUGCUCCGUCUACUGCAAAACGCAUUUCGGAGCCAGAUGGCCAGCAAUCAGGUCUCAAAGAAGAGACUUAAUGGAAACACCAACAUUCCCUAUGGACAUUUCCAACAAGCUCUCGAGAAACUAAACCGAGCCUCCCAGUUGAAAGACUCAGAGGAGUCUCUGUAUAGUGACUAUGUUGACCUUUUUUACAAUUCUAAACCAUACAAACAUAGAGAUGAUCGACUACUGCAAGCCUUGGUUGAUAUUUUGAAUGAGGAAGAUUAAAAAAGAUACAGCAAAAAGCACUAGGUUGGAAAUAUUCACCUGCUUCAUCUCCAUAGCACUCCUCAUUUCAGAUUAAGUCCUGCUUAUUCUGGCAAUUUGCAUGAACUCAGCUUUCAUUGCAUUGUAUUUAUGAAUGACCUAAAGAAUAGAAAAAGCAGGAAGAAAUGCAGCUUCUUAGAUGUUGAGAUAAUCACUGAUUUAUUCAAAGCAUUCAGCAAUCCUUUCAAGGUAGACAAGCGUUUUUCAAGAAUCAAAUAAAACCUUGAUCUUCAGAAAACAUUUGAGAUUCAGGACAGGAAUAUUUUUUUUUUCAAUAAACCAGAAAAAUAUUGUAGCCAUGAUUUCAGGUGAGACCCAUCCCAAACGUAAUGCAACAGUGUACACCCCACAUUGUCUGAUUUAAAUAAGGGUGUUUUUUUUUCACUUUUGGAAAUUCAAAAGGGAAAUCCAUACUUUAGCAACAUGAAGCAUAGGAAGAAUAUCUAAGGAUGGUUUGUUGAAGGCCCAAUCCACAUCAGGGAUACUCUUUCUGUUGAGUUCAGGAGAUAUUAUUUCGGGUCAAAGGACACCAAAGCUAGCAAUCAUAUGCCUUUACAGUGGUUCCCAACCUUUGGUCCUCCAGAUCUUUUGAACUUCAACUCCCAGAAAUCCCAGCCAUUUUACAGGUGUUAGGAAUUGUGGGAGCUGAAGUCCAAAACACCUAGAGGACCAAAGGUUGGGAAGCACUGCAUCCAUUUGCAGAAGAAAUACUGAAUUAUCUUUUUUCCACACAAUACUGUUAUGUUUUGCUACAGUGUAAUCUAUGUGUGACUACUCAGAGUAAGUCCCACUGAAUUCAACAGGGCUUACUCCAAGGUGAGAAAAGUUAUCAGGUGAAAUACAGUACAGGUAGUUCCCUAGUAACAAACAUCUGACUUACAAACAGUUCAUAGUUAAGAAUGAGGGUGAGAGAACAGGAAGUGAGAGAAAUCUUCCCAUAGGAAGGGAAAUUCACUCCGGAAAGAGUUAUUAUCAUGAGGAGAAACUGUCUCCACUGAAGCUUAAUCGUCAAUCCUUGUUUCCAUAAUAAGCCAUUUUUUUCAAAAUCCAAUUAUCACAGGAACAGAAAAUGUGGUGAAAUCUUCUGAAUGAGUUCACAGACAGCCAAAGAAACACCACAGGGGGUGUUAAUAAUAAAAUAAUAAUAAAAUUAUGCUAUCCAAAGCUAUAUAUAGAUAUAUUUCUGACUGGAGUUACCUUUAAAUAAUGCACCUGUUCUGACUUACAUCCAAAUUCAACUUAAGAACAAACCUACAGAACCUAUCUUGUUCAUAACUUGGGAACUGCCUGUAUAGGGCUUUGUUGUUGUUCUUGUUGUGUGCCUUCAAGUCAUUUCCAUUUCUCAAAUUGUUGAUAUUCUUUCUUCCAAUUUUCAUGCCUCCUCUCUUUGAAUCUAAUCAUUUUAUGUAUAUGUUCGGCUUACAAAUUAAAUAGAUAGGAUGAAAAAAUGCAGCCUUGCCUGACCCAUUUGCCAAUUGGAAACCAUUUCGUUUCUCCAUGUUGUCUUCUAAAAUUAGCCUCUUGUCCUCAGCAAAUGUUACACAACAGGACACUCCAUUUCUUUAAGAAUGAUCCAUAGUUUUUAAUGAUCUACACAGUCAAGGGUUUGCUAUAAUCUAUAAAGUGCAGGUUGGUUUUCUUCUGUAUUUUUCAUUUUGUUGAGUCCCAUUCUCACAAUGUGAUCCCCAGUGCCUUUGCCUUUUCUGAAACCAACUAGGAUAUCUGAUAUUUCUUCUCCAGUCUAAAAAAAAAACUAUUUCCUAUUGAAUGCACUAUGUUUUUGCUUCCAGGGAGACAAGCAGGUGCAUGUCAUGGGUACCAACCUUGAAUAAUGUGGCUGUGCCAAUAACCAUGGGAUAGUUGGUAGUGCACAAUGACUAUCAUGGCCAUUAUGGAAAGCACACAUACUUUUGCUGUUCCCAAAUCCAUGCUAAUGGUUGCUUCUUUGGGUUUUUCCUGUUUUACUUUCUGUUUUCAUAUUCCCUUGUUCGGGAAAAUGCUCUCAUUGUAAUACAGUUCGAGCACUGAAUUCCAUUGUAUUCUAGCCACCCAAUUUCCUCUAGUAAUGACAGAAAGCUUUAUGCUAACGAGAAUGCACGAUUAUUACACAGUUGGCCCUCUGGAUCCAUGGAUUUAACUAUCCACAGCUUGAAAAUACCCCCCCCCCCAAAAAAAAAUAUU
Messenger RNA from Anolis sagrei ordinatus, 4881 nucleotides. It is a transcript of the gene PCSK1, whose product is annotated as proprotein convertase subtilisin/kexin type 1. Gene Ontology annotation, biological process: peptide hormone processing. Gene Ontology annotation, cellular component: neuron projection; membrane. The record is from RefSeq and is a predicted model, not a curated record. NCBI's taxonomy places the organism in Eukaryota, Metazoa, Chordata, Lepidosauria, Squamata, Anolidae. Gene Ontology annotation, molecular function: serine-type endopeptidase activity.